AUGCCCGUCGAAGUCAGCCUCAACACGCCCCUGGCCGAGGCUCUCAAUGCCGCCAUCCAGCCCAAACUCGUCGAGGUUGGAUGGGGAACUGGCGGUGCCGAUGACUCCGCCCUAGCAGAGUAUAUUAUACUCAUGCUUGUGAACGGGAAGUCUCAGGACGAAAUCGCCGCUGAACUCUCGGGAGAUCUACUUGGCCUUGGCUCGGACGACCCCAGCACUCGCAACUUCUCUCAGUGGCUCUUUGAACAGAUCGAUGCUCUAAAUGCUCAGUUCAACGGCGGGGGCAAUGCAGCACCUGGUACAAGUCAAGACGCGACAACAGAAGGCGAUGUGGAUACAGACAUGAAUGCUGGUGAUGUGUCAGAAUUGAAUGCGUAUGCCAACCCCAUCAUAUUACCUCGUAUCACCAAAUCACUGACUUCUACUAGACCUACCGGCCCACGCUCAAUGCGAAACGGUAACCAGCGCGGGGGACGUGAUAAGCGCAUGUUCGGACAGAUGAACAAAGCCAUGGACCGAGCUGGCGAUUCUGCACUUCACCGUGUUAGAGGCCAAACAGGAAGCGAACGUAUCAACACUCAUGGCCGUACACCGCCAAAUGGGCCCAGAACAGGCCGGGGUGGAAUUGGGCGACACAAUAACCGCACUGCUAACCUUCAGGCUGGUCUCGCUAACAUGGCUGCUGGCGGUCCUCAGGCGCAGUGGAUGAUGCAAGGUGGCCAGCCUAACUCGGCCGAGUUCGCCGCUAUUCUGGAACAACAGAGCCAGAUGAUGCUUCAAAUGCAACAGAUCAUGAGUGGUGGUGGAUUUCAGGGUCCAUAUGGACAUCAACGCCGUGGAGGAAAGUCUCUAUUUGACCGAACGCAACACCCCGGCAGAGGUAACUACCGCAAGGGUUUCAACGACCGACAGAGCGGCAAUAAUGCUGGUUUCGAGGGCGAGGGCGAGGAUGUCGACAUGUCCGGUGAGAAACGUGAGCAACUGAACCCGGACGAGACGGUUUGCAAGUACAACUUGAGAUGUACCAACAAGGACUGCAAGUUUGCCCACCAGUCACCCGCCGCCCCUCAGGGAACAUCGGUCGAUGUAAACGAUAACUGUAGUUUCGGAGCUGCGUGCAAGAACCGAAAAUGCGUCGCGCGGCAUCCUUCACCAGCGGCCCGUCUAGCCCACCAGAGCGAACUAGACUGCAAGUUCUUCCCCAACUGCCAAAAUCCUCAGUGCCCUUUCAAGCACCCAUCAAUGCCUCUUUGUCGAAACGGCGCUGGCUGCACAAAUGCCGACUGCAAAUUCACUCACGUCAAGACCAAGUGCAGGUUCAACCCUUGCCUCAACCCGAGCUGCGCUUUUGCGCACGAGGAAGGUCAGCAAGGUGGCUUUAAGGACAAGGUCUGGACCGCUGGUGAAAGCACAGAGCACCCCAGUGAGAGAAAGUUUGUGGAUGACCAAGCUCCUGAAGAGCUCAUCAAGGGGGAGGAAACCGAUGUUAAGCAGGAGACUGAUGUCAUUGGUUAA
This is a messenger RNA of Fusarium fujikuroi IMI 58289, 1515 nucleotides long. RefSeq names its product related to nuclear poly(A)-binding protein. The transcript has a single exon. Gene Ontology annotation, cellular component: nucleus; cytoplasm. The record is from RefSeq and is a predicted model, not a curated record. The coding region runs from base 1 to 1515 and encodes 504 amino acids. Lineage: Eukaryota; Fungi; Ascomycota; Sordariomycetes; Hypocreales; Nectriaceae. Gene Ontology annotation, biological process: regulation of mRNA stability. Gene Ontology annotation, molecular function: poly(A) binding.